Molecule: messenger RNA, 216 nt
Organism: Pyricularia grisea
Lineage: Eukaryota; Fungi; Ascomycota; Sordariomycetes; Magnaporthales; Pyriculariaceae
Exons: 2
Coding region: 1-216 (71 amino acids)
Source: RefSeq, a predicted model, not a curated record
AUGCCCGAACCCCACGGGGAACCGGCAGUCGUAGAUUCGGGGAUCUUGGAUGUCAGAAUCGGGCCCGACAAGAGGGUCUGGACGCAGCGAGCCGUUGACCGAACGGCGGGAGCGCGCGAGCCUGAGCUGGACGAUGCGGACCGGACAGACGCGUCUGCGCAGUCGCGUGGGGACGUUGACAGUUUCACACGCAUGUAUACACUGACGGUUGGCUAG